CGCUUGAAGGAACUCGCUACCUGCUUCUGCUAGCAGGGCGUACGUCCAUUGAUAGCAGUUGUCCAUACGUGGAGGUGGAGGUCUCACCUCACCUGUGUAGAGCUAGCUAGCCACAGCCACCAAGUUAAGAGGCGAGAGGUUGGCGUAUAAGCGGGACUGCAGCAGGAGGAGGAUACCUCAUCCAGGUCGUUUCAAGGACAAGCUAGGAGAGAAGAGAGAGUUAUUGAAGAUGCAAGACUGGGCGCCGGUGUUCAUCUCGCUGGUGCUCUUCAUCCUGCUGUCGCCGGGGCUGCUGUUCCAGAUCCCCGGCAAGUGCCGGAUCAUCGAGUUCGGCAACUUCCACACCAGCGCGCUCUCCAUCCUCGUCCACGCAAUCCUCUACUUCGCCCUCAUCGCCAUCUUCCUCAUCGCCAUCGGCGUGCGCAUGUACCUGGGCUCCUAGAUUUAGCUAGCCGCCUGUUGUUCAUAGAUCAUCCGAUGGCUGCCUGCCGAUGUCUGUCCAUCAGCUAGCAGCUCGUUCGCAUCCUCUAUCACUAGCCCAUCUCUAAUCAAGGGUUCUUUUUCCUAUAUACAUGUAUUAAAUAACAAUGUAUGUAUCAUCCGAGUUUAUUUAUUUCUUCUUCUAAUAAUACACGAGCUCAGCUCUUCGAUCAA
Setaria italica (foxtail millet) is the source of this 654-nucleotide messenger RNA. RefSeq lists its product as uncharacterized. The coding region runs from base 230 to 442 and encodes 70 amino acids. The transcript has a single exon. The record is from RefSeq and is a predicted model, not a curated record. NCBI's taxonomy places the organism in Eukaryota, Viridiplantae, Streptophyta, Magnoliopsida, Poales, Poaceae.